Messenger RNA from Schistosoma curassoni, 459 nucleotides. NCBI's taxonomy places the organism in Eukaryota, Metazoa, Platyhelminthes, Trematoda, Strigeidida, Schistosomatidae. The record is from the annotation of a GenBank genome assembly.
AUGUAUCCGCAUGUAUUGGCAUCUCCUGCAUGUGGUCAUGCCAAUGAUUUUAGCAAGAAUAAUGUCGAUGAGUCUGGUGAUUCGUCUGCUGUGAUCCACUCAAAAUCUUAUGAAUUACCUCAAAGACUUCCACUGAUAGUUCCACAGAAUCCGACACAUCAUAAACCGCGUAAACCCAUACCUGAAGAACAUGAAAAUUUCUUGGAUGAUUUAAUUGGUGUUGAUGAAGACACAACCACAGAAACUAAUAUUUCGGAAUUAUUAGCAGCAGGUGAACGUGAUUUAGAUGCUCUUAUGUUGGGAGGACGCGUUCCACUAAAGAAGAGUUCAUCUCACCAUGGACAAAUUACUAACCCCAUGGUUAUUAAGCGAAAAGCAGAACGUCAUCGUUAUCGUAACCAGCAAGUUGUCAGACUUGAGAGAAACGCUCAUAUAACAUUGUCUGUAAAUUCUGUUUAA